Messenger RNA from Trichoderma reesei QM6a, 1655 nucleotides. RefSeq lists its product as uncharacterized. Gene Ontology annotation, biological process: proteolysis. The coding region runs from base 300 to 1655 and encodes 451 amino acids. The record is from RefSeq and is a predicted model, not a curated record. Gene Ontology annotation, molecular function: aspartic-type endopeptidase activity. Lineage: Eukaryota; Fungi; Ascomycota; Sordariomycetes; Hypocreales; Hypocreaceae. The transcript is spliced from 2 exons.
CCCUUGUCGCCGUCGUCCCCGCUAGCAGCAAGAUCGUGCCGAGAUCUUGCUCUGUUGCUUUGGUGGUUUGCCGUGCUCUGUUUUCGUUGUCGUACGAACUCAGCCUACCUACUUAUUCUUUCUCUUAUCCUAAUACUUCAUUCUGUAUUACUCCCGUUCUCAGUUCUUCAUCCCUUUGCUUCCGGUUUUUGAUCAGUAUACUUUACAGGGAGAGGAGAAGAGAAGAGAAGCGAAGAGGAAGUGACAGGAAGAGAGAGAGAGGGGAUAGAAGAAAAGUCGGCAGAGCUCUCAGCGCAACCAUGAGGCCGCCAACGUCGUUGUCAGCAGCUCUGACGCUGCUCCUCGCGACGGAUUACAUUGAAGCCAUCGCUACUCCCGUUUUCCCGAGAGCGAAAUCUGGGGAUGGGUAUUUGGCGAUUCCCGUGGGAACCAUCCCGAGGCCGCGCAAGGUCGGCAAGAGAAGCGCCAUCGAUGCUACGCUACAGAACAUGGACUUUUUCUAUGCCAUUCAAGUCGGCAUGGGAACGCCUCCCCAGAAUGUGACCGUCCUCGUCGACACGGGAUCCAGCGAGCUAUGGGUCAAUCCCGACUGCUCAACCGCACCGUCUCAGCAACAGGCCGACAUGUGCGAGAAUCUGGGCCAGUACAACCCCAGGAGAUCAAGGACACCGCCCGUCGGCCCGUUUGGGCGUGAAGAGAUCAACUAUGGCGACCCUACGGACCAGUCCACGCAGACGUCGGUCGACAUCACCUACUAUGCCGACACGCUGAGCUUUGGCAGCAUCCAGGUCAAGAACCAGACGUUUGGCGUCGUCACGGCCAGCGACGGCCAGGCGCAGGGCAUCAUGGGCCUCGCACCCGACGUCCGGGGCGGCUUCCCAGGGGACGAGCCGUACAGCCUGCUGCUCAACACCAUGGCCGAGCAGGGCGUCAUUGCAAGCCGAGUGUUUGCACUCGAUCUCCGGCAUUCCGACUCGGAGACAGGCGCCAUCAUCUACGGCGGCCUCGAUCGCAGCAAGUUUGUCGGAUCUCUCGAGGCACGUCCGAUUGUGCGCGGCAUCAAGGGCGAAACUCGGCUGGCCGUCAACCUCACGACGCUGGGCCUUACCCUGGGCCGGUCCCAGAGCUUCCGGCUCUCUGCUGCCGACACCAACGUGAUGCUCGACUCCGGCACGACGCUCAGCCGGAUGCACGAGGCUGCUGCCAUUCCCAUCCUCGAGGCCCUGGGCGCGCAAGACGCCGGCGAGGGCUACUUCUACGUGCCGUGCUCGACCCGGAACGCUGGCGGCAGUGUAGAUUUCGGCUUCGGCAACAAGGUUGUCCGCGUCCCCUUUUCCGACUUUAUACUGACGGGCGAAGAUUCGAGCGACUCAGACUAUUGCUUCGUUGGCAUCGUCAUCACCACCGACCAGCAGAUUCUGGGCGACACGGUGCUGCGGGCCGGAUACUUUGUCUUUGACUGGGACAACCGGGAGGUUCACAUUGCCCAGGCCGCGGAUUGCGGCAGCAGUGACAUUGUUGUUGUUGGCAGGGGGUCCGAUGCCGUUCCCAGCGUGCAGGGGAACUGCAAUGAGAACGAAGCGUUUCCCACCGGCUCAGGAAGCCCAACGGUAAGCAUCUCUUUUGUCCAAACUGCAUUCACGGCCAACGACUAA